CCCAUAUCUUUCCUUUAUUUUAUUUUUGGCUUUUCAUUCACGAUAUUUUCGAAACUGACCCGUCAAGCAAGCCUCGCCAAAGGGGCCAAUGAACAUUACUUGCAUGCCACCCUUCUGCGUUUACGAACUUGUCACCAUCUUUCUCUUUUUUUUCUCACAACACAACUUCAACUGCCACUAACCCAGAUUCUCGAAUUUCAAUUAUUUUCCUCUCUCUCUCUCUCUCUCUCAACUCAAUCCAAUGUCUUCUAAGAGGUCCACACAACAACACGUGGAACCCAUGCCAGUGUUUGAAACUUUAAGGAGGGUGAAGCGUUUAAGUUUAAGGUUGUUCGAACCGUCCUUGGUCGUUGCCGGGUUUUUACUAGUAUCUGCCUUUGUUAUAUGCAGCUUUUUCUACUUGGAUUACAGAGAACUCGCUGCAAGAUUCGGGUUCUCGGGUCAACCUGAGAAGUUUACUUGGUCGCAAGAGAAAAGAACAGGUUCAGUAGAGGAACGUGUGCAUAUAGUUGAAUUUCUUGGAGAAAAAGGUGGUGGGUGUGAUUUGUUUGAAGGUAACUGGGUUUGGGAUGAAAGUUACCCUUUGUAUCACUCUAAAGACUGUAGCUUUCUCGAUGGAGGAUUUCGGUGUUCGGAGAAUGGAAGACCCGAUUUAUUCUACACAAAGUGGAGGUGGCAACCCAAAGCUUGCAACUUGCCCAGAUUCAAUGCUACAAUGAUGUUAGAAAAACUGCGAAACAAACGCCUAGUGUUUGCCGGGGAUUCGAUUGGGAGGAACCAAUGGGAGUCACUAUUGUGCAUGCUCUCUUCUGGAGUUCCAAACAAGGAAUCAAUCUAUGAAGUGAAUGGUAGCCCAAUUACAAAGCACAAGGGGUUCUUGGUGUUCAGAUUCAAGGAUUUUAACUGUACCGUGGAAUACUACAGAGCUCCAUUUCUUGUGUUGCAAAGCCGGCCUCCUCCUACAACUAAUGGAAAGAUUAAGACAACCCUGAAAUUGGAUCAAAUGGAUUGGUACUCUUCGAAAUGGAGACAUGCAGAUGUCCUGAUUCUUAACACAGGACACUGGUGGAACUAUGAGAAAACCAUAAGAGGGGGUUGUUAUUUCCAAGAAGGUAUGGAAGUAAAGUUGGAAAUGAAGGUAGAAGAAGCAUAUAAGAGGUCCAUUGAGACAGUGUUGAAAUGGAUACAAAAUACAGUAAAUCCUGGGAAGACCCAAGUUUUCUUUCGUACUUAUGCCCCUGUGCAUUUCAGAGGUGGAGAUUGGAGAAAGGGUGGAAGCUGCCAUUUAGAAACACUGCCAGAGCUUGGUUCGUCAUUGGUGCCUAAUGAUAACUGGUCACAGUUCAAAAUAGCGAAUUCUGUGAUAUCAUCACACAGAAACAGCAGUGAAGUUUUGAAGUUGAAGAUAUUGAACGUAACUCGGAUGACAGCUCAGAGAAAAGAUGGGCAUUCAUCCAUAUAUUAUCUAGGCCCGAAUGCGGGCCCCGCACCUUUCCAUCGCCAAGAUUGCAGCCACUGGUGUCUCCCUGGUGUGCCAGAUACUUGGAAUCACCUACUCUACGCCUUCUUCCUAAAACAUCAAACUUCUCUUAGACGCAACUAGUAAUGCUCAAUGCCCACCAUUUUAUUUUGCUUAUGGAUGUAAAGCAAAAUCAAUAUACCUAUUCUUUCCUACGAACUCCAUUUCUUACUUUUGCCUAUAGAUUAGAGUGGAUAACGGACAUGUAAUUAUCCAUUUUUGUUUAUUGUUCAAUUGUCAAUAUAGUUAUACAAAUUAAAAUUAGCAAUAUUAUCGUUUUCA
Messenger RNA from Cajanus cajan (pigeon pea), 1801 nucleotides. RefSeq names its product trichome birefringence-like protein (DUF828) (gene TBL10). Gene Ontology annotation, molecular function: O-acetyltransferase activity. NCBI's taxonomy places the organism in Eukaryota, Viridiplantae, Streptophyta, Magnoliopsida, Fabales, Fabaceae. The record is from RefSeq and is a predicted model, not a curated record. Gene Ontology annotation, cellular component: Golgi apparatus.